This is a messenger RNA of Varroa destructor (honeybee mite), 3412 nucleotides long. Its product is annotated as ras-related protein Rab-21-like. Gene Ontology annotation, molecular function: GTP binding; GTPase activity. NCBI's taxonomy places the organism in Eukaryota, Metazoa, Arthropoda, Arachnida, Mesostigmata, Varroidae. The record is from RefSeq and is a predicted model, not a curated record. Gene Ontology annotation, biological process: Rab protein signal transduction.
AGACGAAACCAAGCGAUUGUAAUAGCUGAGGUGUAUUCGGAGGAAGAGGGUCACCUGAUCGUCAUGACGAGCGCGUUUAAUUUUAAGGUGGUUCUGUUGGGAGAAGGCUGUGUGGGCAAAACAUCAAUGAUACUCCGUUAUGUUCAGGAUCGAUUUAACGAUCAGCAUUUUUCGACUGUUCAGGCUUCGUAUUUGACAAAAACGGUGGCCAUUGGGAUGAAAGUGGUUACAUUAAACAUCUGGGACACGGCCGGACAGGAAAUUUUCCAUGCUCUGGGACCAAUAUAUUAUAGAGAUUCAAAUGGAGCGCUUUUAGUUUAUGAUCUAACGGACGAGGACUCGUUUCGAAAGGUGAAGAAUUGGGUAAUGGAGCUCAACAGGAUGCUAGGGGAUGAGGUUGUCCUGGUACUCGUAGGCAAUAAAAGUGACUUAGAAGGGUCAAGAGCUGUACCGUUAGCAGAAGCUGAGCGAUAUGCUAAAUCAGUGGGGGCCGCUCAUUUUCAAACUUCAGCUAAGCUUAACAGAGGCAUCAAUGAGAUGUUCCUCUACUUAUGUAGCAAGAUGCUCGAGAAAAACGCUAAACUGCAGGAUCGUCGCACUUCUCAAGCUAAUGCCAGAAAUCGUCGGCUACAGGUUGAAUCAGAAGAGGAAGUUCCACCUUCGUCAAAUAAAUGUUGCUAAACAAUGAAACCAUAGCGGCGUGUGGCUAGCCAACCAAGUUUCGUAUGCAAUUUCGAGGCAACGUUCUUGCUGGAUGUUAGAUAAUCGUUGAUGUUGCUAUUAUUGUUUGCGUAGUUCCGUUAUUAAUACUAUCAACUAAACUUAAUAAACUAAGCUUAGUGGUAAAUUUCGCUGGUGUCACAUAGUCAAAUACAAGGUGUUGCCAGCGGGUAGCAGUGAGUGCUAGCUAUGAAAUCGAUUACGGACCAAGAAAAACAAAUGACUGUGGAUGCUCAGAAUCAGUAGUUUUCGAGAUGAAAGAAACAAUGUGUAUGUGUGUAUAUGAAAUCGCUAAUGCGAUUUUUGUCGAGAGAGAUGAUAGGCUACUACCAUCUUAAAUUACGAUUUUUUGAAAAAAAUUUUAUUGUACUUUUGUUUUAUUGCAAGCGGACCAAUUCUCUUUGGAGUCGGCUCGCCCCAUAUAAUAGUUUGGAGUGUUACCCAAGUGCUCUCUACUAAGUGAGUUCGGCCGCUGUCGUUAUUUUACAUAACGCUUUAAUAUCCUGCCAGAAAACAUGAUGGACGGAUAUCUAUUAUAGCCGUAUUAUUUGGCUUUUUAUAAAUAGUGUACUGCGUACCGAUUACCGCGGUCUAUGGACAUAUUCUGUUGGUAUAUCGCCAAUAUCACCAGACGCAUCGCUUACUGAUGAAGGCAAGCUAGAGCAGAUGAACAAGAAACCUGAUCUGGUUUUUUCUUCUAUAUUUUAUUUAUACAUGCGUAGCACGCAUGCUCGAGAAUAGUUGAUAUGUCGUACGAACGUAGCAACAGCCAAAGUUCGCGCAAAGCUAGCACUUCCAAUGAAUAGGAAGAGACACAAAACGUAAUUUUACACUAAAAAAGUAAUAAAUUACCGAAAACUAAUGAACUGUACUCAUGUAAUUGUCGCUAUAAUAAGUAAUAUAAUUAAGCAAUGUGUACCAGGCAUGAAGUAACCCAGGUUAAAAUAUUUUCAGCGCACAUUCACCGUAUUAUUCCUCCAAUAGAGAUUUGUAUUUCUUCAGUCCUAAAAAAAUUGUCACCUAUUUUGGCACCUGUGUAAAUGCUGUCUGCCUCAACCAAUUUUGUCUUUUUCCUGUAUGAGCUUAUAUCUCUGCGUCACACGUGUUUUUUGCACCCGAGUUAGCCAUAGAUCCCGCAUGAUGUCUCGCAGGCAAAAGUGUCGAAAUUUUCAAACGAAUUUCUACGAAGAGAGUUUGAACAAAGCGUGUUAAUGUUAUUGCAAGUAAGGUGUUUUAUUGUGCCAAGGGUAGUCGCUUUAAAUUACUGGCUUGUAGGUUAAAAUAGCAGUGGUAUACAUAAGCGAACAAAAAGAACAAGUGCUAUAAAGAACAUCAGGCAGGAGCAUAGUAUAUCGGAACUAUAUACAUAAAAGAAAAAGAAGAAAUAUAUAUACUUUUUUGUUGUCAACAAAAAUGAAAAAAGGAAUAAAGAUAAACGAAUUCACUGCGAGGCUACGUGUGAUUACAUUGUGUGACCGCGCUAGAGUUGCAAAUUGUAAACUAGAUGAAAUCACAGCUUACAACUUAAAGCUUGUCAAAUUUUGUAGGCUUUCCCGCUUUCAAUUAUAUUUUAUACAUGCAUGUGAUAAAGAAAUACUUCAUUUCUAAACAUGUAGGCAAGAGGAAUAAAUUCAGUCAUCAUCGGUUGUGCCUUAUGAUAAUCAAACUUCAAACCGAAGUAUCGUAUGAUGAAAAGUUCGGCUAGUUUAAGUUAGGAGACUAAUGCAAUAGCAAGCUGCCGUACAGUUAAAUAAAAAAAAAAAUUGUUGUAUUGCUUAUUUUACGUUGCCAUUCACUGUGAUGUAUGCGCGUGUAUCUACACAAAUAUCAAUGCUGAGCAAACUGCUGAUGUAGAAGUGCGAUAUUCUUAUAACAUAAUAGAUCUGCUGCGCUUUAUAUUGAAUAUGCGGAAUCACAAUGAAUAAUUUUAGGACACAAUUAUAGUAAAAAAGACGCACCGAAGAAGCAUCUAUGAGCAACAGACGGAAUGAGAAUGAAAGGUGCACAAGAGCCGCCAAAGCGCUGCCUAAGUUCCAUUCGGCUGGUGCCUAUGCUAGGCCUAACGCUAUGUAAACUGAAUUUAAUUUACCAUUAGAUUAAAAAAGAGCAGAUUUUUUUCUCUAAAGUUAUUGCUAAACGGUAAAGUAUAAAAUAGCAGUAUAAUAGGAAUUCAGUGCUGAGGAUUGUUAUUUUUUUUCUUCUAUUACUUAAUAAAAGGGAAUAUGUUUCUGUCGCAUCAUGGCUUCCUUGUUAAUCGACGCCAAAUACACGGAAAGGAAUAGUGAGAUUUAUGGUUGACGCGUAGACAAUAUGUAGUCGCUUGUCUUCAGCAAUGUAUGUGUUAGAUUUGAAAGUACAUGAGAAGGUAAUGACCGCUUUAGUUUAUUGUUUCCCUUUUCCUAUUUAUCUUAUGCUAAAAAAACAGGUUUUAUUUACUAUCGGAAAAGUGCAAAACUGUCUUGGUUCACAUUACGCAACCUGAUCUGAAAUGUGUGCAUGGGGCGGAAAAGAGCAAAUUUUAUGAUUUUAAUUCUGUUCCGGUGUCAAAAAGGCAACACAAUAAAUAUAUUCUGUGUAUUGUAAAGGCUUAGAGCUAAGAGGUAUAAACCGAUCCAUUUAUUCUUCUUUAAAAAGAUGGCUCAAAGCGAUCAUGACUGAACUCGAACAUUGGAGUGAGGUGUAUUCUUUGAGC